Messenger RNA from Strongyloides ratti, 1047 nucleotides. RefSeq names its product Collagen alpha-5(IV) chain. Gene Ontology annotation, molecular function: structural constituent of cuticle. The transcript has 2 exons. Bases 1 to 1047 code for a protein of 348 amino acids. NCBI's taxonomy places the organism in Eukaryota, Metazoa, Nematoda, Chromadorea, Rhabditida, Strongyloididae. The record is from RefSeq and is a predicted model, not a curated record.
AUGGCUUUAGCUGUCGGAAUUAAAGACGGAAAGCAUUCAAUAGAAAAUGAAAUAUCAACAAAAGAUAAAAUAUAUAAAAUUAUUACAAUAAUUCAAGUAACAUUUAGUCUUUUAUCUUUAAUAAUUGUUUGCCUAACGUUACCUGUUAUGUAUAAUAAUGUACAAUUAACUGUUGAAUAUGCUGAAAGAGAAAUGCUUUUUUGUGAAAAAUCAAAUAAAGAAGCUUUUGAUAUAUUAUCUUUUGGAGGUUUCGGUGCUCCAAGUAACAGAACAAAACGUUCAUAUGAAGGUUAUCGUAGUGAUGUAACAGGAACACCUAUUCAAACUGAAUGUCCGGGUUGUUGUAUUCCUGGACCACCAGGCCCAAGAGGACCAGCUGGUGAACCUGGAAAACCAGGAAAUCCAGGCAAAGCAGGAACACCAGGAAUACCAGGCAUAUCACCAAAUCAAACAUGUCCAAUUCAUGCAGCUAGAGAACCACCACCAUGUAGACCAUGUCCUAAAGGACCACCAGGAAUUAAAGGAUGGCCAGGUUUUCCUGGAGAUCCAGGUCCUGUUGGUGCUCAUGGUUUAAAAGGUAAAGAUGGUGAAGAUGGUUUACCAGGUGAGCCAGGUCCACAAGGACCACCAGGAUUUAGAGGUGGACCAGGUGCACCAGGUGAUAAAGGAGAAACACCAGAAGGAGAAGUACGUGAGGGUCCACCAGGAGAUCCAGGUCCAAAUGGACCAAUUGGAGCUCCAGGAGUACCAGGUUUACCAGGAAGAAAUGGUCUUACAGGAUUACAAGGAGAAAGAGGAUGGCCAGGAGUACCAGGUGAACCAGGUGAGCAAGGAUAUCCAGGACCAGAAGGACCACCAGGAAAUCAAGGACCACCAGGAGAACCAGGAACAUGUGUUUGCCAAAAUAUUGAUUCUGUUAUAUUAGUCUCACCAAAUGCAGCUCAACCAAGAAUUCCCCAACAAAUGAAUACACAAUAUGAAAUAGACGGAGACUUUAAAUCACCCUACAAUAGUAGAUCAGAAUACGGAAGAAGUUAUGGCAAAUAG